This is a messenger RNA of Ascochyta rabiei, 150 nucleotides long. RefSeq lists its product as uncharacterized. The record is from RefSeq and is a predicted model, not a curated record. The transcript has a single exon. Lineage: Eukaryota; Fungi; Ascomycota; Dothideomycetes; Pleosporales; Didymellaceae. The coding region runs from base 1 to 150 and encodes 49 amino acids.
AUGCACUUUACCUUGAGCGCUGUAUCUGCAUACGUCUCACUUGCGGCAGCCGUCUCCGCAGCACCCGCCUCGCAGGCAUCAACAAGUAGGGCAACGCCAGCUAACACAAGCAAUGAUUCCACUCGAGUACGAAUAGAGCCCGGCGACUAG